This is a messenger RNA of Carcharodon carcharias (great white shark), 281 nucleotides long. Its product is annotated as neuroepithelial cell-transforming gene 1 protein-like. Bases 33 to 281 code for a protein of 82 amino acids. The record is from RefSeq and is a predicted model, not a curated record. The transcript is spliced from 3 exons. NCBI's taxonomy places the organism in Eukaryota, Metazoa, Chordata, Chondrichthyes, Lamniformes, Lamnidae.
GAUACAGGCCCUCGUCCACUCGCACCGGCGCCAUGAGCCAGCCGCAGCUGCCCGAGAAAGAGAACAGGAGGCCCCUGCUCAAGAGGAAAUCCUCAGCGCCUUCCGGCAGCACUCCAGAGCCGGCGGACAGCGGCAGCAGCAGCGGCCGGCCUCCUCUCCGACGAGGAAGUUCCUUCACCUUUCUGACCCCUGGACCUUGGGAAUUUACUUUGAAAAGGAAACGACGCGCGAAAGAUGAUGAUGUCGUCAGCCUUUGCAGCUUAGAUAUUAAGGUACGGUAA